CAGACCAAAAUGAAAAAUACUCCGGCCCAGCAGAAUCAACAUUUAUAAAUGCCCCCGGCCCGAAGUGGUUAAAGACAGACCACACGUACUUGAAGCUGCACUUUGAUAUAUAUUGUAUCGCAUAAGUUCAGUAUCCCAGUAGAUUGGGGUUGUACAAGGGAAGAGAAGUUGUCAGUUUCUAUUUACUUACUUACUUCCAUCGAAAACAGUAUGGUUGCUCUGGUAACUUCCAACUCAAUUCAUACACUUAGGCCAAAGAAAAAAUAUCAAGACAGCCUUGAUGUCUUCUAAAGGGAAACUGUCUUGCAAGUAUUCUUGGAAUAUAUUUUGAAGGGUUUUUUUCAUCCGUCUGCGGCUAUUUGACUCACUCUACGGGUAAAGGUUGAUAACCUGUAGAGUUCUGCAAAGAACAAAACUGAACACAAUGCGAGCCUGAGUUUUCUUUACUCAAAGUGUGCAUACCUAAUUGAUUAUGGCUCGUCAGACGUUGCUCUCUCCGGGUGUCUUUGCAUGAAAUGACAGAUUAUAUUCCACCGUGGGAUGAGGUCCACCGUGUUGUAUUCUUCAGCAACUGCUGGUGUCUUGGUCACCGCCUCUAAACCACCAAUAUACCCCUCCACCCUAUCACCCCUUACCCUUCCAAGCAAGUACGGAUCCAGAACCAAAUUUUCAGGGGGAGGGGUGUGUGCAAAAGGUGGGAAUUUUUCCAUUUAACCUUUCACAGCCUUUCUAAGGGGUAAGGCUAUAUCUUUUGCAGUUUUCUAUACAUUUUUGAAGGAAGGGAAAUGAAUUUUGGCUCCUUUUUGGGGGGGAUGGGGCACUUAUGCCCCCCCUCCACCCCCUGGUUGGCCCUUUCUUGCAAGUCCCUUAUUCCACCUCGAGCUUUUGAGGGAUUUUAUAGAAUGAAGAAUAAAAAGGUACCAUUUGCAGAAAGGUACAGUCCAACUGUUUUUAAAUCACAUCGAACUAAAUGCCCCUCAAAUGUUCAAGUACAAGAAAACAUAAUUGGUGCCAGUCUACUAUCAAUUCUAUCACAUGGGAUUUGAUUUAAAAGUCAUUUCAGGCAUGACGUUUAUUUAUUGUAUUGUUGAUUGUGCUAAUUAUUUCCGGCCAGACCAAUUGUUUAUAGUUGUGUUGUCCAUUUUAAAGUGUCUUCCUGUGUACUUGUACAUGCAGAAAAACAUACAGCUGUAAGAUAUGAAAGAGUUGUAAUAUUUAUCUGCGCAUUUUGUGCCUAUUGUCUAAGAAAAUUUCCAGUUAUUUAUUUAUUCAAGUAAGUAUUAACAGUGGUGUAACAUGUAGACUCUGAAUGUAGAUAAUGUUUAAUAUGUAGAAUAAAGUGCCUCUCGUCAAGCCAGUAUUUGCCACAGAUUUCAUACUUGUAUUUUAAAAAAAACAACUUGAGUCCAUUUACAUGUGUAUUGUACUUGUCUUUAUCUCAAGGGCACAAUGAAAAGUAGGAUUAUAAUAGAGUUGGACAAUUUGGGUUGUCCUUUAUCCACUCUAAGGUCCUAAAGAAGUUGGAAGAGGACCCCCCCCAAAAAAACCCAACAGGUUUUGCUGAUGUUUCUGACUGGGGAUGUCCCUUCUUAUUAAUUUAUCUCUACAAAUCUGUACUUGUAUUACUACACUUUUUCUGAAAACAAAAAGAAAACAGCAGUCAUCAGUGUGUAAAAUAGUCGGGUUUUCCAUCCUGAAUUGACGGACAAAUGUGUGGUGGAAUUAGGCAUUAUAUUCAGAAUGAACAGCCACAGAAGUGGCACUGUUGUCAAGCUGAAAACUGUCUUGACGGAGUGGAAGGGUGAAUUAUAUCAUGACAGCGGUGAUAACAUUUAUAAAUUUCUAUAGUAUUAAUACUUACGAGUACUAUACAGAAUAUAUCAUCUGGUCUGUUUGUUCACUGUGCAUUUAUCAUGUGUUUAAGAUAAAAUGUGCAUUUGUAUGCUGUUGACGUCAACUUCAGAACUUUCUGUUCUAUUUCAGGAGACACUCGCCCCAAGAAAGUUGCUUUCGAUUUGAGCGCUUUAUUGGAAUACAUAGUUGUUGAGGUUAUGAAACGAAACACGUACUGAAUACCAGACAUUAUUUGAAAAACUAAUAUACAUGCACCUCUUGUGAAUAUGCCAUGUAUUGAUCAAUUUUCAAUAUAGUAUAAAUCUUUAUUGUCAAUUUAACGUUAUGCAUUGCAAAUCUGUGUAUAAAAAAGAUGCACAUAUUUGGAAAUAUCUCCAGCAUAUGCAAGUCAAAUACUGUACAGUACCAUUCCAUAAAGGGUUUCUAUCUUUGGAACUAGAUACACUUUCCAUAUAUUUGUACAGGAAGAAAUAUAGCUAUCGGGUGUAUAUUUUGUCAAAUUUUCCAGUGUACUUUUUCAUGAAUUGUUGAGGGUAAAGUGGCUUUUUGUAAAAAUAAAAAAAGCUUUUUAGGUGAAAGAUUUUUUUUGUCAUUUGCUUGAUUGUCUAUAUUAUUGCCGAAUUUUCUGUGUAUUAUUUAUUCCUGGAUUUUGGAUGGAGAAUGCUAUCCAUAAUGUUAUAUUUCAAAAGGCCUGUACUGUAGCACGUUUUGAUAUUUUGUUUUUGUUGUGAAAGCCUUGUCAUAACAUUGAUCUUAAUAGAUGACCUGGUAACAUUCAACAGAAAAAAAUUCCUGUCAGUCAAACCGUGAACCAGAUCAAGUUUAAAUAAUGUUUAAUUUACAGAGAUGUUGAUUAAAUAACCCGUUUUACUUGGUCUUUACGAAAAAGCCGUAAUUUAAUCAUUAAUCAACCGCGGUUUGUUUAUAAAUAACAAUGACGUCUUUAUGUGAACUUUGAACUCAGCAAGUUGAUAUCGCUGAUCUCUAUUCCCCUUUGUCGUGUAUCCUUCCGCUACAUCAGUUAUUAGUGUGCCUUGUAUCGGCCGGUUGUUCUUUCACAUCCUCUGUGGUUAUCAAACCUAAUUUUUCUUUCAUUUGUACUGAAUAAUUGACAUUUUGUCCAGAACCUGAAGUGAAUAUCGGACUGUGUUUUGUUGAUCAACGCGGAAGUCAUGUUUAUUAAUGACGCACUUUGACUGCGCUUAACGUACAUGUGCUCGUCGCGUCUGUUUUCCGUAUUAUAAUGUUGGCCAAGCUUUCUAUUGGUGAUAAAAAAUGUCGUCAAAAUGACGGGAAUUUAUAUUUAAUUUCUUUAUUUGUGUUGGAAGUUAUAGAGCAGUGACAAAGAUAAGGUGGUCAGAUUUUGACUCCGUUGGUUGUUCUGAAAGGUGAAAUUUUGUAUGACAUCCGCGUCUGUCCAUGGUCCAGCCCACACAGUCAAGACUAUCCACCGGCUGUAUACGCAGCUUGGCCAGUACUUUUCAGUCCGUGUGUGCGCCGGGCCUGUCAUGUCUGCUACAGUGCUAGCGGGAAGCCUCAAACAAAAAGAACCGUUUUGAAUCAUGUUUCGAACAUGGAUAGCCCUUCUUCUGGGAUUUUGGUCAUCUCUGUAUUUGGCGGAUACAUUCAUCAAGUCCAAUAGAAGAUGCGGACAGCGAUAUGCCGAAGCCCAGGAGCGCUACGGCAUACAAGUGUCCAUUGGCCAGGUGCGAUGGUACACCACCUGUUUCAAUCGCCUCUUCCUGCGCAUCGGUCAGUGGAAGCCCCGCUUCACCCAAGCCUGGUUCCGCAUGGGAGCAUUCAUGGGCAUCCUGAUGAUGUUUGCCUCCGUUGGGCUGCUGGUCUCCACGCUAGUGCAGGCGUCGACGAAAGAGUCGCCAGAACAAGUCUUGACGCCUGUGAUGCCCGGUGUAAACCUUCCUCUAAGACAGAUCACCUACUUCUUCACCGUGUUAUUUGUUAGUGGAGUCUGGCAUGAGCUGGGCCACGCCAUUGCAGCCGUCAGAGAACAGGUGCGAGUCAAUGGCUUUGGCAUGUUCGUCAUGGCCAUGUACCCGGGGGCCUUCGUGGAUCUGCACACGGACCACCUGCAGGCCAUCUCGGCCGCCCGACAGCUCCGGAUCUACUGCGCGGGCAUCUGGCACAACCUGGUGCUGGUCCUGCUAGGGAUCGUCGUGUUUUACGCCCUGCCUUAUCUGCUGAGUCCCCUGUACAUGACUGGGACCGGGAUUAUUGUCACUGAUGUUCUAAAGAAUUCGCCUGUAUCAGGCCAUAGGGGAUUGUCCGUUGGUAGUCAUGUGACCAGCAUCAACGGCUGUCCGGUUUACAACACUGACGACUGGAGUCGGUGUCUGGCAUCAGCGGUGUACUACCCCCAGCCGGGAUUCUGCGUUCAACUCAACAAAGUACAGCAGCAAACAAAAGACGUACCAUUGUAUAAGGGUUAUGGCGGCCAGAUGGAGUGUUGUCGUAAUGACAGUGUCUCGGAGCUGUGCUUUGUCUACGAGAUGGGGUCAGAGGUCGGAGCGCCACAGAAGCAUUAUGCCUGCCUAGAGGCCCGGCCCCUGACCGACCUGCCACGCUGUUUCAAAAACACGGACUGCGUGCAGACCCGCAAGACGGCCUGCCUGCAGCCCUCCCUGGACAACUCCAGUCGGCUGCUACGCGUCUACCUCACCACGGGAAGACCAGUGCUCUACGUUGGCGAUACCUACCUCUUUGGAUAUUCCUUGAGUGUGACAAACUACAUUCCCACGUAUGCCUUCUUGCCUCUGAGCCUGCCAGACAUCAUUGAACUCUUCUGCAAAUAUUUAAUCUCCUUCUCCGGCGCUCUGGGCAUCCUGAACGCCAUCCCCUGUUACGCCUUGGACGGCCAGUACAUCCUGCUGGCCUUCCUGGAGCACACGCUGGCCGGCCGCAUCACCAGCACCGCCGACCGCAACCUCAUCUACAGCCUCAUCCUGCUGUUUGGCACGUUGCUCCUGGGGGCCAAUUUGGUGCUGGCCCUGUUCGCCCUCAUCUUCAGGUAGCACAGGUACAGCAAUUGGCGUUUUCCUUUUUGUAUAUAUGGAAUAGAUUUUUUAUACCUGUAGAUUGUUUGUACGAGUGUAGAGAUGUCGGUUACUUGAUAAGGUGCAAAUGUGAACCAAAAAAAUUGAAAUGAUAUAUAUUUUCCUUCUGAAUCUUGAAGAAUUUGUACAGUUUGUUGAAAGUCCCGAGGAGACUUGAAUCUUUUUGUGCGAGCUUUAAACUACAUGUAUCUAGAAACUUCAUCGCGGAGUAGCUUUGGUGGUAAGCUAGAUUCUUUUACUUGACAGUCUCUCUGUUCCUGGUUUGUAAUUUGCAGUUGGACAAGUCUGACUCCAUGAUUGUCCUGCCCAAAAUUUGAGAAAGGAUCCCGAGGAUUCAAUUUGUCCUCCAUAUUAACAGCAGAUUUUCUGCAAUCCAAGAAAGUUAAGUUUAUUGAUGUUGGCACAUUUGCAGUUGAAAAAUCCUAUCUUAACUGCCAGACCUUCUUUAUCAGUGUUACUCCUCCGGGGAAACCAAGGGGAAUGCGCCCAGCCCUUCGGUUUAUGUAUACGGGUGACUGGCAGUGUAAAAAUUUGUCUGGGAGUCUGCAAGAAGCCAAAUGAACUGAACGAAACCAAAGAAUGUUGUCAGUAUGGUUGGAUGGAAAAGAUGACCCUGGAUUGUCCAAGGUGGGCUUUGACUUGACACGGGAAACGUGGGAGUAUUCCGUGCUUCGAUGGAAGAGACCUGCACUUGAGGAAAAGUUGAUCCAAGAUGUUUGGAAAUCCCUUUCAGAUUGUUUGGUUUUUGUGGUGCACUCCACUGCAGUGUAAUGUUUUCAUUUGCUUUUUUUUUUCCAUUGAUUUGGUUUUUUGUUCAGGGUACGCUGAAAUUUCUGGAAUACGGUCGAUUCACAAUAGUGCGCCUCCAAGAGUCUGCAACGCCUCGACCAAUCACAGUGCGCAAAAUCUGUCCACCCUUUCCAAACGCACAUUGGGUCGACAGAUUUCGCAUACUGUGAUUGGUGAAUGCAUUGCAAGCUCUUGGAAGUGCACUAUUGUGAGUCGCCCAUAUUGUCCUGCAAUAUGUACAUGUUUAAAUUUGUUAGCAAUUGUACUGUGUGUCUUGAAUGUAGAAUGUGGUUGUUGGAUUUCAAUAAAUUUAAUAUCCUCACUCUUUGAUUAUCAAGAAGUCAGCUUCACUUCAAAUUCAGGCAAAUGGUAAAUUUGAAUUUACAGAAUUAUAUUUUUUGAGUCUUUGAUGUCGGAGUGUACAUUUGAAAUUACACGUAGUUGUUCAAAGGAAAAAAAAAUAAUUUGGGGAACUACAGUACAUGUACCGUGUCCAUGGAACAUGGCGGAUGUGGUGUUGGACUCAGUAGAGAAAUUUUAAUUGUAUUUUGAACUUUUCAAGCAAGACAGGCAUCUACGAGCAGCCCAUAUAAAGUUUCGAAAAAUUGGCCAAAAUUUAAUUAAAACGGCAAGGGGUUAACCCUGUGUACAUUUUAAUUACAUUUACGUGAAUUUUAAAUUUCUUAACUUAAAUUGAAUGUAAAUGUCUUGUGUGUUACAUUAUGUUCCAUUGACUAAAAGACUUCUACUCCAGAAUGUAAUAGAAUCUCACUUGAAACAUAUGUUCCAGAAUCAGAUAAAAUUGCCUUGUAUUUUAAUUAAAUUUGGGGAAAUUUUUCACUAGAAGACUGCUGUUCGGUGAGUGUGCAGGAAAAUGGGUGUAAAUUACCUGUUCCAUGGUUCCAGGUCUCAAACACAUAAUUUAGGUGAAUUUUAAGCAGAAUCACAUUUCAAAUUUGUGGGUUGAAAUAAAGUGAACUCGCAAGGGGUAAGCCUUGUAGUUAAAUUUUGGUUUUGAUUUUAAGUUUCCUUCUAAGUGCACGAAAUUGAAAGUAAAUGUCUGGUGCUAUUUUCAAAUGACUAAAAGACAUCUCUCAUUCGAGUGUAAUGUAGAAUCGCAUUUUAAAUUAAACAAAAUUGCAAGGCGUAAGUCUUGCAUUUUAAUUAAAUUUUGGCCAAAUUUUAACUUUCUUAAAAAUGUACCAAAUAUCCAAGUGAAUGUAAAUGCCCAUGCUUUUAUCCAAUGACUAAAAUGUGUCUCUUAUGGAGUUUAACGAAGAAUGGCAUUAAAAAUUUCUGUGGUCAAAUAAAUUAAAAUCGCAAGGGGUUAGCCUUGCAUUUCAAUUAAAAUUUGGCCAAUUUUUUAGUUUUCUCAAAAUUGUAUUUAAAAAUGAAUGUAAAAUGUCAUGUGCUAAGUUCCAACAGGAAUAAACAGGAAAAUCAGAUUAAAAAUUUUUGCAUUAAAAUUGCAUUGUAAUUGAAUUUGAGCCAAAUUUUUACUUUUCACAAAAUGGCAGCAAAGUGAAUAUUUAUACAAGUACACCGUUAUGAGUUCCAAGAUCUGAAAGAUGCCUGUCAUAAAACUUAAGUUAAAUCACAUUUUCAGUUUUAAAUAUCACAAGGGGUAAGCUUUACAUUUGAUGUCAAAUUUUGCCAAUUUUUAAUUUUUCUCAAUAUUGCUUGAAAAAGCCUGUUAACAUGAAAUGCAUUCCGAGGAUGAAAAUAUGUCUUUCUGGCAAUGGGUUAACCUUUUCACAUUUUGGACCCCAAAUAAACUGGUAAUAGGUUAACCUUGCUUUUUUGUGACAAUUGUAAUUUUUUUCCCCAAAGAAAUGAGCUGAUGCUAAAUUUCCCUCUAAGUUGAAAAAAAAAAGUUUCUCAAAAUGGUUAUUCAGUACUACAUUUCCUAUCGAUUCUCAGAGCAUAAUUUUAAAUGUCCAACCUUUAGGGAAAAAAAAUCAAUUGUUUAUGGAAACAUUAUGGAUUUCUUUUAUUUCCAAACUAUUCCUGUCCAACAAAACUUGUUCUGACAUUAUAUUAAUGUACAUAUAAUGGUCCAAGUGAAUCUCUAGAUUUUCUGCUUUAAAAACAAACGAUCAGACAUUAAAAUUCAAAGCAAGAACCCUGCCUGAUCCCUGCGAGUACAUGUGGUUGUCAAUGCCAAGGCACAAAAAAAAAAGAAGAUAGAAAUAUUAAAAGGUCUACCUGUGUAAAGGCCGGUUCAUACUUGGUGCCGAUCACAAAUGCAUAUUUAUGACGUCAGAUCAAAUAUGCAUGAUGCAAAUUCAUAAAAGUUGAACACGUCAACCUGAGCAAAAUUUUGCUGCCAAUUUUCAUGACAUGAAAUUCGCAUUCCAUUCGCAUAUAGGCCUAUUUGCAUAUGAACCGGCCUCAAGAAAGAAAUAUAAUUAAAACCAUUAAAAACAAUAUUAACAACUUUACAGUCUUUAAAAAUUCUCCAUAUUUCUAGCUGUGCAUUUUGGUGUUGGCAUGACAACUGAAAUGCAAAUGAUUUCAGUCAGUUCAGUUUGAAAAGUUUUUCCCAUGUCCAACUUCAAUGGAAUUCAGUGAUUGGGUAAGCAACCUCAAAAAUAAAUAAACUAAAGGGAAUAGAGGAAAGAAUUCAGGUAAACGACCCUUUUUCCCCGCAACACUAGAAUUAUACAACAGUUCAUCAUUCACAAAGAGAAAUACAGAAUAAAAUUCAUAACAAUUUCUGAAACACAAUUUUUAACAUAGGAGCUCAAUUACAUAUCUAUGCAACAAAAAGAAACUCUUGAAAAGGUUUGAUAGUGGAACUGUCCCCGUCCUUUCAAAAGUCAAACACUUAGACCCUGCAUUAAACUACCUACAUGUACAAUAUUUCUUUCCUCAAAUGACAAACAACUCGCUUUGACUUUUAAAUCAAAAUUUGUACACAAGGACGCAGACAGUUUUAGUUCCACAGAAACUAAUCAUGUACAUUACGACUUAAAACCUAAUCCAUCAAAUAAAUGCCAAAUUACAAAUUAUAAAAGACCAGAAGAUCUAGAAAUCAUAAAAUACAUGUAAACUAGCGUCACAUACUCCAAACCAAGUUCACAAAAUUAGCAAGAUAACAAAUGCAACCGUGUCAUAAUUCAAAGGAAAACAAGCACAAUAAAUACACAAUAAGGCGUUGGAAUUUUGUUCUUAGUACCUAUUUUUAAUAAUAUCAGCAAGUAUUCACCGUAGAUCAAUAACUUAAUUUCUAGAUUUUCUUCUUUACAUGCAUUUUACAAGAUUAUGAAUACAACAGCUGAAAUUUACUUUUAAAAAACUGCUGUUGCAGUAAGUCACGAAAAACGUUAUUAAAGAAAGAACUUGCAGUGUGGAAAUAAAGCUUAAAUUUUGGUUAACGUUCUUUGGGACAAAAUCGUCAAAGUCCCUUCGAAUAUGGAACUAUUAAAAUGAAAAACAGCAUCAGUGUCAAAUCCUGCCGUUUAAACUCUCAGAUAAAAACCUAAGUCUUUACAGUACUCGUAGUACAAAAUUUGCUAUUCUGCAAAUCAUAGUAUGGAAGCUCUGGUAACGAGGUUUCAAGAAGAACUGCACACUGUACAUUGUACAUUAACCACCAUUUGCUGGUUUCGCAUCAAAAUUCGCGUUGACAAACUUACACGUAUCUGACAUGGACAGCACUACAUAUCACAAUGUGUUUGACAGCAAAGGAUAUCCCCCCCGCCUUUUUGCACAGAUGGUACUAAGUAACAAAGAUGCUACUUUUACCCACCGCUCAGCUGUUUGGCAACAUUGAAUAAAACUCAAGCAAUCAACUUCAAAAUUCCCACUUAAAAAAAUGUUCUCACAGUGCUUGCACAAGUGCCAAUGUAUAAAUCAGUGCAAAGUUCAUUUGGCUGUCUUCGAUUACAUGUAAAAGGGCAGUCGGCUCCACGCAGUAAAGGGCACAUCCUCUUGAUCAUGAUAUAAAGAUCUUUGAGAGCACCUCUUUAACAUGCAAAGAGCUACACACGGCAUUUCUCUCUAUGGGUAACAGCAGUUGCAGCGUGCCUAUUGGGACAACCAUACGAGUGACUAUUACAAAGCAGCCCACUGUAGCGUUCUAAGCAAAAUUCCUCACAGAAGAUUGGAUUUAGCAACACGCCAGCCAGCGUCUCACCCAAGCUGAACAAGAAGCUUCUAGAGAAACAACUAUCGCCUCUCCUACUAAACCCCUCGCAGUGAUUUACUUUUCAAAUGGGUCACCCUAUCGCUGAUGCUAUUUAAAUACGUCCAAUAUCCCUCCACUCAGUGAGAAGAUGCCAAGAGACAAAUCAAUCACUAAUGGUGCCGGUAUGGCUUAUCAGGAGGACAUAUCGGGGGGGGGAGGGGAUCUUGCCUGUAGUUUGACCACUCAAAAAGCCGAGGGGGGGUUGGCAAGACAGUUACGGAUUACACAUGAGUAGAAAUAGAUGCUCUAAGCAUUUUUUUUCUUGACGUACUCAGUAUCGUUAUCUGCAAAGGGGUUUGUGAUGUACCUGUACUGUAGGACACUCGGCAGAACAAUGUUACUGGGGGCCAGUGACGUCCUUGCUGCUUCAGUUCCCUUCGAGGGGGAAAUUAGGUCGCUACAUCACUGUCAUGCCCUUUCGUUAACAAACUCAGAAGGCCUUAUUGAGACAGAGAGUGUUGCACUGAAGGCUAGAAAUCUUUUUAAUUGAAUUAGCAGAGCGAGUUUGCCAUAUCGAGUAACCAUUUUCAAGUUGCUGGGUUUUUUUGGGGGGGGACUAUUUGCAAUUGCGGGGUGUCACACUGCCCAAAAUGGGAGCCUGCGCCCUUCAUAAGAUGGGAGAUGGACCACAGGGUAGCUAAUUACACACAAUAAUCUGGGAUCCAACUUCCGCAAAGCCAAGAGCCUUGAGCAAUCCCA
Molecule: messenger RNA, 10602 nt
Organism: Acanthaster planci (crown-of-thorns starfish)
Lineage: Eukaryota; Metazoa; Echinodermata; Asteroidea; Valvatida; Acanthasteridae
Gene: mbtps2
Product: membrane bound transcription factor peptidase, site 2
Biological process (GO): regulation of response to endoplasmic reticulum stress; membrane protein intracellular domain proteolysis
Cellular component (GO): cytoplasm; membrane
Molecular function (GO): metalloendopeptidase activity; protein binding
Source: RefSeq, a predicted model, not a curated record